Molecule: messenger RNA, 7697 nt
Organism: Homalodisca vitripennis (glassy-winged sharpshooter)
Lineage: Eukaryota; Metazoa; Arthropoda; Insecta; Hemiptera; Cicadellidae
Product: calcineurin-binding protein cabin-1-like
Exons: 39
Coding region: 318-7028 (2236 amino acids)
Biological process (GO): chromatin organization
Cellular component (GO): nucleus
Molecular function (GO): nucleosome binding; protein binding
Source: RefSeq, a predicted model, not a curated record
GUAUUUUCUUUAUUAUUGAUAAAAGUUUUCAACUGGUCAAAAGAACUAAACUUUCUCCAACCCGCCAUUUUAAUCACAAUGCACAGUGCUAGAGCUACUUCAAAACCUUUGGCGUCACAGUCUGUGACGUCAUAGUCGUUCCCGUUCUUUGAAGCCAAGCCCGGUGACCGGGCAUAUAGCCACUCUGUUAUUGUUUACUUAAAUUUUAGGUUAAGCCCUGUUUGUGCCGGCUUGAGAAAUAUUUAAAAAUAGAUGGCUCGUAUCUUUUCCAAAAUUAUUUAAUAGUUCAAGCACAGUAUUAUUAUUUCUUUUUUGCAAUGGCAUCAAGAUUUAGAGCCUUAAAUACAGAUUCCUCAGAAGAAAGUGAAGGCGAGAAUGAUGCUCCAAUUCCAACUAAAGAAGCAUUGGAAGACAAGGCUUCGGCACUUUAUAGUGAGGCACUUCAGUAUCAAGGAAACAGCCAGUGGGACGAUGCUGAGAUACUUUACCAACAAUUGCUGGAGUCUGAAGUACUUACAAAAGUGAAUGGUCGUGUGACAUUUAUAGAUGGUCAUAUCAAACCAUCUUUGGAACAUCUCAAGUAUAGUUGCUACCAGAACUUAGGUCAUGUUCUUGUUGCAAAGAACCAAUUAGAGAAUGGUCUGGAAUGUUAUAAAAAGGCAUUGGAGUUGGACGAUACAAAUCUGAAUCUUUGGUACAAGAUUGGUUUACUGGGAAUGAAGCUGGUGGAUCUAAAUGUGGCUAUAUCUGCUUUUGAAAUGGCUUUAGAAAUCAGCCCUCGCCACUUCCCAACCCUGGACAACAUGAUCUCUGCCACAUAUGCUCAGGGUGGCUUGCUGUCUUGUCUGUAUUACAUUGCAAGAGCUCUUGAAUACAACCCCAAAUUCAAAAAAGGAUUGGCACUCAAAGACAGGAUAUUUAAGGAUCAUCCUUCACUCAAAGAGCAUUAUGUCCUGUUCGAUCCAUAUCCUGACUAUAAGCUUGACCCUGAAGAGGUAUCAGACAUAGAGCCUGCGGCUGCGGAGAAGUGGUACCAGGAAGUGAUGUCUCUGCGGGAAGCCCAGAGGUCCGUACCUCAACCCCAGCCGCAUCAUACCCCGGAGUACAGCCUACCCUGUCGUCCUACCACCUGGCUACAACUGUCCCUCCUGCUCUCAGCUACACAUACACAGUUCAUGGAGGAGGCUCCACAAAUGGAUUUCUACAGGCCGGUACACCUGCUGAGUGAGCGCCAGUUCAGUGAUGUAGACAUGGAGGUUGGAGCGGAGGUUGAACAGAUGUCAGUAGAUGAGGAGGUAGACAACAUCAACAACGAAGCAGCAAAUGAUGUUGAAGAUGCUGAGCCAAGUGGUGUUGGAGUACGAGGAAAGCGAAGACGCAGCUCUCCGACGUGUCUGGAUCAGCAGUCAUCUUGGAUGAGUGGCAAGCGACGUUCAGCUCGUACCCGCAACACAAAUCGUAAGGAAGAACCCACACUAGCAAGGACACUCACCAACUUGUUGCCCUCCUCUUUACUGUUAGAAUCAGAGGAUGGUAAGAAGGAUAGUGAAGUUGUGCGGUGGAAUGAGGACUCAAUGGAUACAAUGGACAUGUUCCGCUUGUUUGGGAACAAGGACACAUCUGAGGAGACGAGAGAAAUGGAGCUGACCAACUGUCUCAGUGAGGAGGAGAGAUCCAAAAUUAUUAAAGAAGAAGGUUACUUUGGUUCAGAGAUGGAAUCAUCUGAAGUCAGCAAUUUCCUAGAAACCAACUCGGGAUGUGAUAUUCUAACGUUGAUUGAAAGAACUGUGCUCAUGUUAUCAGACAAGUGGAAACGACACUGGCCUACCUCACUCCCUGCUAUAUAUGUACAACUAUAUAAGGUUUACCUACAGCACAAUCCCCCUAGUAUGAAUGUACCCUCGUUACUCAAGACUGAGGAGGAAGGUGCAGCGUGUGUUCUCUAUGGAGAGUUGUUACUCGACUACUGGCUCAAGCAUGGAAAAUCUCGUAACAAACCUUCUCCAUUAGGUGAUAGCUGCCUUGGAGGAGAGUUUCCAUCUCUUUUACUAGGAGAUCUUCAUGAUUUGCGCUCUUGUAGUUCAGAUCCUGUCUUCAUAACUCGUAGUUUGUGGAUGAACUCGCUUUUCAGUCUUUACAACGAUGAAAUUUCUACCACUGUACAAAAACUGUGCAUUAUCCAAAAUUAUGAAAAUUUAGACAAGGUGAAUGUACGAUUGGUUAACGUAACUAAUCACUUCAUAAUCAACAAAAGUACAGUUGAGACGAUGCUGACUACCCUAAACAGAAAGCAGAUGGUAGACGAAUUAGCGGAACUGUAUGAAAGAGAUGACUGUGAACAGAUCGUAGCCAUUUUGACUGAGGUUCUCCAGCCCAGCAAGCUGAGUGCGGGGAUGUUCCAGCCCUCUCUGCCCAGGGAUGCUCAGUACAGUCUACUACUCUACACUCUGAAGAGGCUAGACAGAGACCAUGAGUGCAUGCGGUGGGCAGAGAUGUUUGUUCAUGAGAGUGUAAAGCAGCUGCUCGCAGCCGUUGCUGAGGACAACUGUGAACUGAGGACCAAGUGGUUUAACACUAUCAACAACACCAUUAUCUGCAUCCUCAGCUGUGCUAACUACGGUGGUUCUAAAAUUUUUGGUGCUUUAGAGAAGAAUCGGUUACCACGGCUGGUGCAGUCUCUGAUUCAUGUGAUCUGCCGCCAGAUUGAGUCAGGACAAGUUUCUCAAGUCAACACAGGCCCAGACAAGUGUCAGGAUUCACAGUUUGAAGUUGUUGCCUCUUGGGUGCUGCUCUACAAUAUCAUCACCCACUGUGAAGAGAAUGUAGCAGACACAAGACAAGCAUCCAGUGCUGAGGAACGACUUCCGUCCUCCAUCAGACUCUUGUUCACUGCUCAUGAAUAUCUUGGCAGGCGUGCCUGGUGUUGCUUGGAUGAAGGUGUGAUUCUCUACCAGAUCCUGUACCAGCUACAGACUCUCAUUGACCGUUACUACCCUGAGUCUGAGGAGUAUUCUAUACUCGCUCAACAGCUUGAGCAGAUCUUCUAUUGUCUCUACGGGCAUCCUAUGAAACGUAACAAGCCAAGAUACGUCCAGGAGCACAAUGUGAAUGGACUAGAACUGACGUGGGCUCGCAGCCAUCAGGUGUUGAGCCUGCUGCGGCCCAAAGAGUUGCCCACCUACGACUCUGCUAGCAAGUGUUCCAUCUCUACUGAUACAGAGACUCUGCUCCAGCGCAUCAUUCAACUGGUGCCCCCCGAGAUUAAUCCCAAGCGUCUUUAUGAUCAGAUGACCAAGUACAUAGAAGGCAGUGUUGAUGAAAUUCCUGAAAAUAACAACCCAUUACCAACUGAAAUGGCUGACAUUUAUUAUUUGAUUGCUGACUACCACUUCAAGGCCAAAGCUUGGAAAAAAUCUCUCCGCUACCACACUCUCGAUGUGUGCAACAACCCAGAGAGGGUGGAUUCCUGGGCUUGUUUGGCCCUUGCUAGAGGCAGCAUGUUGGAAACAAAAUUGAACUCUUGUGAUGCUCUCAAGAGUGAGCUUGAGUUCCUCCAGAAAGCACAGAUGUCAUGUCGGUGCUACAAGACCUCUCUAGAACUGGACUCAGGCCUGCCAACCUUGUGGAUAGAAUAUGGAUCUUUCUCAUACAUGGUGCACUCUUUCUGCUCUCGACUGCUCAAGCAGGAGCAAAAGUUGAAUUUAGAAAUGUUUGAGACUCUGGAGACUCAGAAGGAAAGCAUGAUUCAGGCAGCUCUCCACUGCUUUUCUGAGGCUAAUAAACUGUGGUACACUGAAGAUGGCCAGGAGAUGCAGGAUGAGCGCUGGCUACAUCACUACAUGUUGGGUAAGAUUGCUGAGAAGAAACAAGAGCCAGCCAGUCAAUGUCUCUCUCACUACCUCAAACUGUGGUACACUGAAGAUGGCCAGGAGAUGCAGGAUGAGCGCUGGCAACAUCACUACAUGUUGGGUAAGAUUGCUGAGAAGAAACAAGAGCCAGACAGUCAAUGUCUCUCUCACUACCUCAAACUGUGGUACACUGAAGAUGGCCAGGAGAUGCAGGAUGAGCGCUGGCUACAUCACUACAUGUUGGGUAAGAUUGCUGAGAAGAAACAAGAGCCAGCCAGUCAAUGUCUCUCUCACUACCUCAAAGUGUGCUAUUGUAUCACUGUGGUACAUUGGAGAUGCAGGAUGAGCGCUGGCAACAUCACUACAUGUUGGCUGUGGUACACUGAAGAUGGCCAGGAGAUGCAGGAUGAGCGCUGGCUACAUCACUACAUGUUGGGUAAGAUUGCUGAGAAGAAACAAGAGCCAACCAGUCAAUGUCUCUCUCACUACCUCAAGUCAAUGGAGUUCUUACAUCUGAAUAAUGCCAUGUAUCCAUCAUUGGUGACAUAUAACAGUCCUCAGUACCUAGCAGUCGAGGCAUUAGAGCUGUACUACCGGAUUCAUGCAGUAAUACUGAAGACCCUAGAGCAAUCUGAGGACAAGCCUAUAGACCCAGCUCUCCGGACCCUGUUCCGAGAAACAAUAGAAAAGGUGGCAGCAGGCUCCUUUGCUCGAAGGGUUACAAGAAGUGAAGAAAGUGAAGGUGCCAACUCAGGGAAGAAAACAAUAUACAUUGAUUCAGAGGAAACCAGAAUGGCGACUGUGAAGCGGUUGAUGGACUCUGUUCUUGAACUGGUAGAGGCCAAUGUGGAUGUUGAGGACCAAACAAACAAGAUUCCAGAGAAGAGACCAGCUGAGACGAGUGAGCAACAGCCAGCCAAACGUGUCAAGCGUGAGGAUUCAGAGACUUCAGACAGAUCCAAGGAUGAGAAGAAAGGAAGUAAAGCGAGCAAGAAAACUUCCUCAGAGAGUUCAUCAGCCAGUGAUUCUGAUAGUGAAAGUUCCUCUAGUGAAUCAACCACUUCAGACUCCUCAGAGGACAGUGACGAUUCCUCAGAUGAGGAUAAAAGUACUGAUGACAAGAAAGAAGAAGGAGCAGAUUCAGAUGAUGAUAAAGGUGAUUGGAAAAAAGAGCAAGAGUAUUUAACCACUGCGUGUCUGGAUGCCUUAGAAGAUUGUGCACAAAGGUUUCCUGAACACUACAAAUCUCUCUACCGUCUUGCACAUUUUUACUUCCGUUCCAAGCUUCGUAGAAAUGUAGAGAAGGCGAGGCAGUUGCUCCUCGGUGAGAAAGGCCUAUUUGCUGAUCGCAAGCCUUCAAAUUUCUUCAAUGGUGUAUGGCGUAUUCCAUCCAACGAGAUUGACCGCCCAGGCAGCUUUGCGUCACAUAUGAGUCGGUGUGUAUUGCUGCUAGUGGAUGUGUUGAGAGACACAUGUGAUCAUAAGAUGCUUUUUGACCUGGCUCUGCACCUUAAGGAUACUCCUGAAGCUGACAAGAAGUACCUGAGAGAUCCAGAGCGUGAAGAACUGUCAAAAGAGGCUUUGUCACUGAGUGUCCAGACACUGAGACGGAAGUUGACAGAGGCUAAGUCAGAGGAUGACCAGAAAACUAUCCUCAUUGAGAUCUACAAAGUUUAUAAGCUAUGCAGUAAGCAUUGGGAUGUUAAGCAGGGUCAGUUUGUUACAUUACUUACUGAUGCCUUCUCACAGUACAAAGAGGAGAAUAAUGGAGGUUUUGAUGCUGCCGUUAAGUUCUGCACACAGGAAAUUGCUAUGCAGAAGGCUGCUGCUACCCCAACCCCCUCUUCGGCCCCUCAAACUGCCUUUUCCUCCCCAGACGUUAGUCAGGCCUCUAGUCCUGCACCAUUAAUGCCUCCUAUGCAGCAGAAGCCUCCACCAAUGCCAACUCCACCUGUAAAGCGAGGACGAGGUCGUCCAUCCACAAGCAGCUUACGCCAGCAGAAUCCCAAUGCGUUUAAGCAGAACUACCGCUCAUCAGCCGAGGAACUGGCCCAGUUCUAUCGGAACAUGGUGACAAUGCAGAUGAUGAACCAGUCCAAGGCUGGUCAGUCAGGGCCUCUGCUGAACCAGCAGAUGUUGACCAAUGCAGCAGCAAUGGCUUUGAGUUACCAAACAGAGAUGUAUCAGCAGCUCUUGUUGCAGCAACAACAGGUGCAGAAAGCAGCUCAGUUACAAGCUAUGAAAGAUCACACUAAAGUCAAUAUUACACCUGUGUCAUCACAUCAAAAACCUGAUACUUCAACAAAAGCUAGUUCACUGUUAGCUCCAUCAAAAGUUUCUGUGUUUUCCUCUCAAAGUAUUUUGCUACCAAAUCAGAAACCCGUAGCAAAACAAACUUCUAAACCUCAAAGUUCUCUUUCUAUAAGUCCUGUAGUGGUGAGUACCCCUAACUCUGCCAUAUACCAGCACGGAACCCAAACACAAUUUACUCCAGCCAGAGCUCCAGUUCAGCCAUCUCCAUUUCAGCAGAAAAUACCAGUUGAACCUAAAGUCAGCUUGCAGCACAAACUUUUGUCAGCAAAGAUGGGUAAACAAAUUACUACGUCACUUGUCACGUCAACCCAGCAACAAUCUUCUGUUAUUGCCAGUUCUGACCGAACCAAAUAUACCAAAGACAAAGUAUCAUUACAGAAAACAUCAAGUCUGUCAUUACAGAAAUCGUCAAGUCUACCAACUGCUGCUUUGAGCUCUAGAGGAGUGUCUAUAAUUCCAGCCAAAUUACCAGAGAUAAAAAUACCUAAAGAUAUAACUUUAGGUCAUGGAUUGAGUAUUUCGCCAUUAAAUUCAUCCAAAAGUAAAUCCUCUCUGAGUCCUUCCACAUCUAAAGAAGUUACUGUGACUUUAAUGAAAUCCCAAAGUGACCUGAAAAACUCAAAGGCUGGCAGUUCUGUGAGCGUUUCUUUACUAGAGAACAAGAAAUCACAACUAAGUCCUGGAGGAGGAAGAAAUUCACCAUCAGCUACAUUGAGAAUGGGCAGUUCUGUGACUAUUACUCCAGCAAAACCUGUAAAAUCAGUACCUCAGGUCAAACCCAUACCUAAAGCUGACUUUUCAAUAUCACUCUCCAAGCCCACUGACACUAAGAAAAAGGAUGGCAGUGAUGUUAUCAUCAUUGAAUGACAAGAUCAGAUUAAUGAUAUAACAAAAUGUAACCAAUAUUCAUUUACAGUCUUAAUUAUUUUGUUAAUUAUCUGAUCUCUGUUUCUCCUACGAGGAUAGGACAGAACAAAAGAAAGUACAUUCGUAAAAAUUCAGAGGAGAUUAAGAAAUAAUGUGCAUUUUUAAUUCUGUGAAAAUUUGUAAUUAAAUAUAAUUUAAUUGCUGUUUUUAUUUUGAGUUCUGUUAAAAUCUAACAUGAUCAAUUAGUUAAAAAUAUACACCUUUCAUUUGCUUAAGUUGUUGCUUGUUUUAUUAUCAUUAAUGUGAGUUCUAAUUCAGGCUGAUACAUUAUAAUGGUAUUAAUUUUUUAAUGCCUAACUUAAAAUGUCAUGUUUAACUUAUUUUUACUACAACCAUAUAACCUAUAGAAUAAAAAUGGAGUUCACUGUUAAUUGUAAGCUGCUUGUGUUUAACUUAAAUAUUGUUAAUAUUGCAGAAUAAAUGUAGGCUAAAAUAUUUGUAUAUAUUUUAUGUAUUACUUAUAAAUCAUUGUAAAUAUAUUUUUAAUUUAAGAGCCUUAUCCAUUAUAUAUAAGCAGAAUAAAUUCUUUUUUCUAUGUGAACAUUUUUAAUUUGCUGUGAUAUAAAUAAUACUGUACCAAUAAAGUCAAUCUAAUUUAUUUAUUUUUCA